GGCCGAGGAGCAGUGGAAGCAGCAACUUCUGCCAUUAUUCCCACGACUGACCGAGCGAGGCAUCUUGAGCGCCACAAUGAGGGAACCUGGGUAUGGAGACAACUUUUGAUCAUUGCGGCCAUUGUGGACCACGAAGAUUUCUACCUCGUCUCUCCAGCUCCUCAAAGUGCCCACAUUCAAGUUCCUGCACGUUCUUGGCUAUCCGUCAUCGUCUCUUCCACAAUCCCCAUACUUCAUAUACAUCGCGCUCUACUGUAUCACAUAUCUGCAAGUUCCCACAUUCCAGUCGCUGCGUACCGCCAUUGCCAUCCUGAAAGUCAGACAUUCCUCGUCUCUACCUCUUCCACACCGUGCGCUCCGCCAGUA
Laetiporus sulphureus 93-53 is the source of this 366-nucleotide messenger RNA. RefSeq lists its product as uncharacterized. NCBI's taxonomy places the organism in Eukaryota, Fungi, Basidiomycota, Agaricomycetes, Polyporales, Laetiporaceae. The transcript has 3 exons. The record is from RefSeq and is a predicted model, not a curated record. The annotation marks the transcript as partial.